Molecule: messenger RNA, 1099 nt
Organism: Trifolium pratense (red clover)
Lineage: Eukaryota; Viridiplantae; Streptophyta; Magnoliopsida; Fabales; Fabaceae
Product: membrane-anchored ubiquitin-fold protein 2-like
Exons: 4
Coding region: 452-805 (117 amino acids)
Source: RefSeq, a predicted model, not a curated record
UCUGGUUCUCACUUUUGAAACAGUAACUGACACUAAAAAAGUUGACCCUUUUGAUUCUAUGUUAUGAUGAUAAGAAUAACAUGUUCCAUUAAUCUAGUAUGUGAAAAGAUUAUAAAUUUUGAGCCACUUUGAAAACUCAGAAACACCCUUGUAAUAAUCCCUUUUCAUUGUUUCUUCUGAAUUUCAUUUGAUCAUAUCAAUCAUUGGAAUAGAAAAACAUCACUUAAUUAAGGUUUUCUUUUUGUUAUUGUUGAAAUUCUUGCUUGAUUUGUAGAUGACCCAGUUGAGAAUUCAAUUUGCUUUUGUGAUUUAUUUGAUGUUCAUUUGAAUUAUAUUUUGCAUCUUGUUUUAUAUUGAGUCUGAUUGAGAGGACUCCACUUUUUUCGUCUUCAUCAAAUUUUGCACAAUACUUGAAAAGAAUACUUUGGUUGUGAGAGUCUUCCUUUUGAGUAUGGCUGAGAAACAAGAUCAAUUAGAGAUCAAGUUUCGGUUGAGCGAUGGAUCGGAUAUUGGCCCGAAAAGUUAUGCUGCUGCUACUAGUAUUGCAACUUUGAAAGAAAGUAUUCUUACUCAAUGGCCAAAAGAUAAGGAGUAUGGUCCAAGAACUGUAAAAGAUGUGAAGUUAAUUUGUGCUGGAAAAAUAUUGGAGAACAACAAAACAGUAGAGGAAUGUCAGAGUCCAUUGUGCAAUCUUCCUGGUGGAGUUACAACAAUGCUUGUGGUGGUGCAACCACCAAAUUUGGAAAAAGAUAAGAAAGUAGCAGGUGAAGCAAUUCAAAGCAAAUGUGUUUGUGUUAUAUUAUAGUGUCCAGAAUGAAUAGAAGAUGUCAUCUUUUUAGGUGGUUCAAAGUCAACAUUUAUAUUCAUUUUUAUCAUAAAGUUUAUGACAUAAACUAUGGUUUUCAAAUGUUACCUCAUACACAAGUUUUUGGUUGUGAACUUUACUAUUACUGCAUGUAAAAAGUUAUUGAGUUUGUGAAGAUUGUGAACUGAAGCUAGUUGUUUCUUCACACACAAUUUUCAUAGAUAUUCAUUUUAUUUUUCCUUAUAACAUUGUAGCUGUUGAUUGAAAGUAACUCUAUCUACCAGUUUGCAAUCA